AUGAAGUUCACUGCCGUCACCGUCCUGGCCUCUCUUGCCGGCGCCCUCGCCACCCCUGAGCAGCAGCAGCAGGUCCAGGCGCUGGACCGCCGCGGCGGCGGCGGGAUCUGCAACGGACUGUUCAGCACCCCGGCGUGCUGCGACAAGCAAGUGGACAUCUUUGACAAGAUUGCGGUCGGCAUAGACUGCGCCGGAGGUUCGUCUGAGCUUUUACUUUUUCCCCUCCCGUCGUUGAGAUGGCAUGAUAGGCCCAUGAGCCGUCGACUUGCCCUUAUUACAUAUAUAUAUGCGUGUGUAUAA
Purpureocillium takamizusanense is the source of this 300-nucleotide messenger RNA. RefSeq lists its product as uncharacterized. The transcript has a single exon. The coding region runs from base 1 to 300 and encodes 99 amino acids. Lineage: Eukaryota; Fungi; Ascomycota; Sordariomycetes; Hypocreales; Ophiocordycipitaceae. The record is from RefSeq and is a predicted model, not a curated record.